Molecule: messenger RNA, 474 nt
Organism: Camelina sativa (false flax)
Lineage: Eukaryota; Viridiplantae; Streptophyta; Magnoliopsida; Brassicales; Brassicaceae
Source: RefSeq, a predicted model, not a curated record
AUGGUUAAUCAUGAGAGAAGUGAUGACACCAGCAGCGACGACUCCUACCCGUGUAGCUACGAAUUCCGACCCAGAGACAAACGUAGGCGUGAAGACGAGAUCAUAAUAUCUGACGACUCAGAUGCAAACAUAGAGACAAACUGUGCUUCCGAGGGGAGUAUCGAACAUACUAAAAAUGAGCAUGAGGAGGUGAGUCACAAUGAUAUGGAGGUUGUCAAGGGUGACAAGGAGAAGAAGUCUGAUGAGGAGGAUGAUUUGUGUGUUCUGAAGGAGGCACUUGAGGCGGCGGUGACGACAUCGUUUCAAGGUUUAAGUCAAUAUCAAAAGAAUUUGAUGUUUCAAAACUUGAAGAACCUUGGAGCUGAGACAAGAAAAGAGCUAACUGAUGGAUGGAAGGAGCUGAGUGUUGAGGUGCUUCGCUUGAACGCCAAGAAACAAACUUUCUUUGCAAAGUUUGCAAACGCUGGGGCUUGA